This is a messenger RNA of Acanthisitta chloris (rifleman), 858 nucleotides long. RefSeq names its product density-regulated protein (gene DENR). Bases 21 to 620 code for a protein of 199 amino acids. Gene Ontology annotation, molecular function: translation initiation factor activity; mRNA binding. The transcript has 7 exons. Lineage: Eukaryota; Metazoa; Chordata; Aves; Passeriformes; Acanthisittidae. Gene Ontology annotation, biological process: formation of translation preinitiation complex; translation reinitiation. The record is from RefSeq and is a predicted model, not a curated record.
GUGACCUUCAGGCCGGUGACAUGGCCACAGAUGUGGCUGAGCCUCUGGUCCCUGACUGCAGAGGAGACGGGAGGAGUGGUGCCAGGUCGGACGCUGACUAUCCUCUCCGGGUUCUCUACUGCGGAGUCUGUUCAUUGCCUACAGAGUACUGUGAAUACAUGCCUGAUGUGUCUAAGUGCAGACAGUGGUUAGAAAAGAAUUUUCCAGAUGAGUUUGCAAAACUUACAGUAGAAAAUUCACCUAAGCAGGAAGCUGGAGUUGGAGAAGGCCAAGGAACUGCAGGAGGAGAAGAAGAAGAGAAGAAGAAGCAAAAGAGAGGGGGAAGAGGUCAGAUAAAACAGAAAAAGAAGACUGUGCCACAGAAAGUUACAAUAGCUAAAAUCCCUCGAGCAAAGAAAAAAUAUGUCACAAGAGUCUGUGGCCUUGCGACGUUCGAAAUUGAUCUGAAGGAAGCACAAAGGUUUUUUGCUCAGAAGUUUUCCUGUGGUGCCUCAGUAACGGGAGAGGAUGAAAUCAUCAUUCAGGGGGAUUUCACAGAUGACAUCAUUGAUGUAAUCCAGGAGAAGUGGCCUGAGGUGGAUGAUGACAGCAUUGAAGAUCUUGGAGAAGUCAAGAAGUGAUAGUGACAGACUACCUUUAUUUAAUGAAAUGCUUAUAAAUGAUAUAGCCAAAGUGAGGCUUCUAAAUUCAUUUGCUCUGCAGUGAGACUAUGGAGAGCCCAUAUCCUUGGCAUUUUCACUGUUCUGUAUAGGCUGCUUGGGGUUCUUUUUUUUGUUGUGAUAUUUGCCAAAGUUCUGUUGGGUUCUAUCAUGCUUAUGCAUGAAGUAGGUUUAAAUAAAAUUACUGUUCCUCACUGAA